AUGCACCAGCGAUACCUGACGCCCUCGUUCCACGGACCUCUGCGGCUGCGGGUGUUGUCUGUCCGUGCCGGGCGGCCAUCGGGAGGGUCAACGACACACCCAAUCAUCAUUUUCCUGUUGGCUCCUACUUCGCUCGUGUUCAUCCAUUAUCACUCCGUCUUUAAUGUAGAGUCUACUCUCUUUUUAUCUAUUUUCUGGGGAUUUCGUAGAUACAAAUCGGAGCGGCCUGGCAGCUCUCGAGACAGGCCAUGGGCUGGCAGAGCCAAUCGGGGCAAUGAGGACGAGCGAAGGGACGAGCGUAGGUACGGCAGUCAAGGCGACGGCGAGUACGGUGGAGGCAAACGGUACGGCGCUCACCGACAGCGUGAAUCCGGCGAGGGACGCCGUGGGGAGGACGAGUGGCGGCGGCGGCGGCACGGCGGUGACGGCCAUGAUGGCACCAACCGUCGCAACUGGCCGGUUUCGGAGGCGACAUCGGGCCCAGAUAACCGGCGGGCGCAGCAAAAGCCGCUUUCUGGAACAGCAGCCGAGCAGCCGCAACAGUUGAAACGGCGCGAACGGGAUGAUUACGGUGACGGAGGAGAUGACAGAGGGUACGACACCGAGUACGACGAGGCUUCGUACGAAGACGCAGGUGAAGGUGAUGAGCGGACUGGCGCAGCUGGCGGCCGCCGCCGCAAUGAAGGCAGCGCCGCUGGCCCUUGCUUACGUGAUACACUCCAGGGAGAGGCGUUGUACGGCGUGUUCCCCGUACUGGCGGCGCUGCGGGCGAAAAGGCGGAAGGUGCACCGGGCCUUCAUUCUCUCAUCCAUGGACCUGUCCAAGCGCAAAGAUGCGGGACUGGUACGGCAAGUGGAGGCGCUGUGUUCGGAAGCCGGGGUGGAGGUGGUGCGUACUGGCCGACAUGAACUCAACCUGAUGUCGUACGACCGACCGCACCAGUUGGCCGAAAUGGACGAGUUUCCGCCGGCGGAUGAGGUCAUCGCGGCAGCGGCGGGUGCCGUACACGGUGGCGCUGCCGGUACGGCAGCUCCGCCUGUAUGGCUCGCGCUGGACGAGGUGGUUGACCCGCAAAACCUGGGUGCUGUGGUAAGGUCGGCUUACUGCCUGGGUGCUGGGGGAGUGCUGGCCUGCGCACGUAACUGCGCCCCCUUGAGCGCUGUGGUGUCCAAGGCCAGUGCAGGUGCGCUCGAGGCCCUGCAGGUGCACAGCUGCCGCAACCUGCCUCGCACCUUGAUGGACGCGCGGGAUCGCAAGGGCUGGACGGUGCUGGGGGCGGCGGCCGGGAGCGGCUCGGAGGCCGUCGGUCGCGUCGUCGUGGACCGACCCACCAUCCUCGUGCUCGGUAGCGAGGGUUUUGGUCUCCGUACCAAUGUACGACGAGCAUGCAGCGGUCUGGUACGGGUGGACAUGGCCCCCCCAACCACUGCUCGCGCUGGCAGGGGCAUUUCCAUUCCGAGCAGCGCGGACGACGCGGACGCGGCGGUGGCGACGAACCUGCGGCAGCCUUUGCCGCCGUCGCCGCCGCUGCCACGACAGCAGCAGCCGCAGCAUGCCGUACUUCGUGGCCUCGUAGACUCGCUGAAUGUGUCGGUUGCUACGGGAAUUCUCCUGCAUUCGCUCAUCAAUUCGGCGGCAUCAACAGCGGCGGCUGGGCCUAGUGCUGCUACUGCUACAGGGGCUGUGCCAGCGGACACAACGGAGAUCUCGUCCGGAAGGCCAACAAACGGCGCUGUUGGCAACGCCUGCUUUUCCAGGACGCUCUCAGGCAACGAGGCCCAUGCUCGCGCGUGCGUCAAAAAAGCAGCAUGGGAUAAGGGCGGGGUCGGGGAGUCCAAAUGCCCCGAAGGCAGGAAGGACUGACGCAUCGCUCCCCCCACGCUCCCCCCACGCUCCGCCUCCUCUUUACCACGCGUGAUAGCAGCUGCUGCAGGCACAAGGACAGCGACUUCGAAUUGGAUCGCAGUACGGCGUACGGCACGUGGGUUCACAAAAAUCCAACCUGCCAUUGCGGAAAGAACGUACAUACGGCACCAAAUCCAAACCCCCUCUCCUUUCCCCCCCUUUUCACACGUCCAUUCUGGGCAGGGCGCACAACAAUUACAGAUGGGUAAACAACCACCACACGCUUUUGCCAGCACCGCUGUUACCGCGGCUGACAUUUGCAGCGGAGGUAGCAGCAGCAGCGGAGGUAGCAGCAGCGGAGGUAGCAGCAGCAGCAGCAGCAGCAGCAGCAGCAGCAGCAGCAGCAGCAGCAGCAGCAGCAGCAGCAGCAUUAUGGAAAGAAGCUGCCAGCGCAGUCCCCAGCCAUCACCUCUUUCACUUAGCCAACCACACGAAGGAGGACGGAGUGGAGGAGACGGGGUGAAGAGGAGACGGGGAGGAAGCGAGUGCCCCGGAGUCCCGACCUCGACG
Volvox carteri f. nagariensis is the source of this 2415-nucleotide messenger RNA. RefSeq lists its product as uncharacterized. Gene Ontology annotation, molecular function: RNA binding; RNA methyltransferase activity. The transcript has 9 exons. NCBI's taxonomy places the organism in Eukaryota, Viridiplantae, Chlorophyta, Chlorophyceae, Chlamydomonadales, Volvocaceae. The coding region runs from base 1 to 1863 and encodes 620 amino acids. Gene Ontology annotation, biological process: rRNA methylation. The record is from RefSeq and is a predicted model, not a curated record.